Molecule: messenger RNA, 897 nt
Organism: Apiotrichum porosum
Lineage: Eukaryota; Fungi; Basidiomycota; Tremellomycetes; Trichosporonales; Trichosporonaceae
Exons: 2
Coding region: 1-897 (298 amino acids)
Source: RefSeq, a predicted model, not a curated record
AUGUCCUCCAGCCCAGCGAGCUCGAGGGCGCCCUCCCCGGCACCCUCGCACUGCUCAGAGGCGUCCGAGGUGUAUACACCGCCCUCGCCCGAAAUCAUAGCCGCGUACGAUACGCUCAUGGCGGGUCUCAUGCCGCCCAUGGAGCCCGUGACGGUCGACUUCGAGCUCGAGUCCAAGCCCGCAACGGCCAAGCCUGUCCCUGCAGACGCCGGUAGCGACGACGAAGGUGGCUCUGGCCUCAACGCUAGUGGCCUGCCAAUGACCAAGGCCGAGAAGCAGAACGCUAAGAAGAAGCGGAGAAAGGAGCGCGAGCGCCAGCUCAAACUAGAGAUCGAGGCGGCACGCGCGGCGGCCUUGCCACCCCCACCAAAGCCCAAAGAGGAGACUGUGGACUUCCGCCUCUUCUCAUCAGCCCCCGUCGGGCCCGUCUCGCUCUCCACUGUCGAGGAUUACCCAGUGACCACCAACCCCCGUCUCCGCCCGCUCCCCGACAGUGUGCAAGCCCGUAUCCGUCGUGUGGCCUCUGAAGCGGCCAUCGAGCCGUCCGCGGUCCCCGACAUCGGUCCUUCGAGACGUUACCAAAAGCCUGCCGUCGAGUUUCACAGUGACGCUGCGACACCGUUGCCCGUGUCGUUUGUCGCCAAGCGCAUGAUGGACGAGUGGGCCGACGCCGAGAACAAGUGUAAAGCUCUGCCAGCCGUGGACGUGUAUCUCCCAGUCUCAGUCACAGGCCUGGGAUCUGGCGAGCAGGUUGCAGGAGACGACGAGCCCGAGAGGAAACGCAAGCGCGGCAGGAGGAGGCCGCCACGCGAGUUUCCGGCGCCUCGGCUCUGGAGGGCGCCGAGGGGUUUGGGAGGAAAGAGUGCUGGGUACGCUUAUGGCUGGGGUGUGGUGUAG